ACGCGUGAUUAUGGCAUUGCGGAAAUGUUUUGCCGGGAGUAUGUCGAGCGCAUCGUUAAGGAUGUGUUCACAUCAUACGGUGGGAGCGCCCUUGAGACGCCUGUGUUCGAGCGUAAGGACGUGCUUACCGGAAAGUACGGCGAGGACCAAAAGCUCAUUUUUGACUUGAUGGACCAGGGGGGUGAACAGCUCGCACUUCGGUACGAUCACACUGUUCCUUUGGCACGGUAUCUAGCUAUGGCUGGUGCUACGGUCCAAGCGAAGAUCUGGCAGGUCGGCAAGGUCUACCGGAGAGACAAUCCUGUGAUGUCGAAAGGCCGAAUGCGCGAGUUCUCACACGCAGAUUUGGAUAGUACAGGUGUAUGGGACCCAGUGAUCCCAGAUGCUGAGCUUAUCAGUCUACUAUGCACUAUCUUAACGAGAUUGGAUGUUGGAGAAUUUACCACCAAGCUAAAUCACCGCAAAAUUCUUGAUGGGAUCUUCGAGGUUUGUGGUGUACCACAGGCCAAGAUUCGAUCGAUAUCCUCGGCUGUGGACAAGUUGGAUAAGCUCCCCUGGAUCGAAGUGAAGAAAGAAAUGACAGAAGAGAAAGGCCUUUCUUCAGAUGUCGCUGAUAAGAUCGGAGAGUAUGUCAAGCACAAAG
Messenger RNA from Suillus bovinus, 643 nucleotides. RefSeq lists its product as uncharacterized. Gene Ontology annotation, cellular component: mitochondrion. Gene Ontology annotation, biological process: mitochondrial translation. Lineage: Eukaryota; Fungi; Basidiomycota; Agaricomycetes; Boletales; Suillaceae. The annotation marks the transcript as partial. The record is from RefSeq and is a predicted model, not a curated record. The transcript is spliced from 4 exons.